Phlebotomus argentipes is the source of this 15849-nucleotide messenger RNA. It is a transcript of the gene kug, whose product is annotated as fat-like cadherin-related tumor suppressor homolog. Gene Ontology annotation, cellular component: adherens junction; plasma membrane; catenin complex. Lineage: Eukaryota; Metazoa; Arthropoda; Insecta; Diptera; Psychodidae. The record is from RefSeq and is a predicted model, not a curated record. The transcript is spliced from 16 exons. The annotation marks the transcript as partial. Gene Ontology annotation, molecular function: cadherin binding; calcium ion binding. Gene Ontology annotation, biological process: homophilic cell-cell adhesion; multicellular organism development; cell morphogenesis.
CCCACGCAGGACGGCAUUCAGCUCUUCAAGUUCACCCACGCGCUGUACAAUGUGUCGAUUCCGGAGAACAGCGCCGGGCGCACGUUCGUCCAGCAGCCCACGGACGAGGCGCGCAUGGGGGUGCACUGGAUGCCGGGUCACGAGGUGAAGUACCGCAUCGUGGGCGGGGACAAGGAGAAGGUCUUCAAGGUUGAGGAGCGGAUUGUUGGUGACUUUGCCUUUCUCACGGUGCGCACACGAACGGGAAAUGUGGUGCUGAAUAGAGAGAAGACGGAUGAGUACAACCUGGAUGUCCGGGUGACGGUGACACAGCGGCGCUCGGCGACAAAGGCAAUCUACGAGGAUGACACGCGUGUCCACAUUCGCGUCCUGGAUACAAAUGAUCUCAAUCCCCUCUUCUAUCCCACCGAGUACUCGGCCACGGUGCCGGAGGAUUGUGCGCUUCACCGCAGCAUUGUGCGCGUGGUGGCGGAAGAUGCGGAUCUGGGCAUCAACGGUGAGAUCUACUACAGCCUCUUGGAGCCGCUGGCCACGGAGCAGUUCGCUGUGCACCCCACGAGUGGCGUUCUGUCGCUGACGCGACCGCUUAAUUUUGCGGAGAGGUCCUUUCAUGAGCUCAUCGUGAUUGCCACGGACAGGGGUGGGGGCGUCACCACCAGGGCGACAGCCACCCACGCCAGCAAAGCCAGAGUUCACAUCAAAGUGAAGCAGGUGAAUCUCUACCCGCCGACAAUCUACACUCAGGCUUUGCCUGAGAUCGUCGAGGACUCCAAUGCUCACAUCUUUGGUAUCGUGCGCGUGGAGGACAUGGAUAAGGGCAUCCAUGGCAGGAUUAAGAGUCUGGAUAUUGUGGAUGGCGAUCCGAAUGGACACUUUCGUAUACGACCGACAAAGAGACACGGUGAGUACAACAUUGAGGUGCAUCAGUUGCUGGACAGAGAAGCCACGCCGCAAGGCUACAAUCUGACUCUGAGGGCUGUGGAUUGGGGCAUUCCUCCGAGGCAGAGCUACAAAGUCGUGCCCGUGCACUUGGCGGACGCCAAUGACAACGUGCCAGUGUUCAGCCGGGAGAUUUACGAGGUGAGUGUGCCAGAAUCCUCACCGCCAAACACACCCAUUAUUCGCCUGAAGGUAUCCGACCGUGAUGUUGGGAAGAAUGCCCAGGUGUUCCUGGAGAUUGUUGGUGGAAAUGAGGGUGGAGAGUUCAGGGUGAAUCCCGACACGGGAAUGCUUUACACGGCCGUUCCGUUGGACACAGAAACCAAGAGUUUCUACACACUGACCGUGUCUGCCAUUGAUCAGGGCAAUAGUGGCACACGAAAGCAAUCAUCGGCGAAGGUGAAGAUCAACGUGGCGGACAUAAAUGACAAUGAUCCGGUGUUCGAGGGGACAAACUCGACAAUAUUUGUGGAUGAGAAUGAACCCGCGGGCACAACAGUGACGAAAGUGACAGCAAAGGAUCGUGAUGCCGGCGAGAAUGCUUACAUUUCCUAUAGCAUAGCCAAUCUCAAUGAUGUUCCCUUCGACAUUGAUCACUUCUCAGGUGUUGUGCGAACAUCUAAAUUAAUCGAUUAUGAAUCCAUGCGACGACAGUAUGUGUUGAGAGUGAGAGCCUCUGACUGGGGCCUUCCGUAUCGGCGUCAAACGGAGAUGCAGCUGCACAUUCGGAUCAGGGAUGUGAAUGACAAUCGACCGCAGUUCGAGAAGGUGGAGUGCAGUGUUGAAGUCCUGCGAUCUGCGCCACUGGGAGCGGAGAUUUUCACCCUGUCGGCGAUUGACUUUGACGCAGGGAACAUGAUCAGCUAUCGAAUGGUGGCGGGAAAUGAAGAUGGUUGUUUCAAUCUUGAUAUGUCGUCGGGGGUGAUUUCUGUGGGGUGUGAUUUGACAGAGAUUGUCGCCCAGCGGCGAGAGAUUAACGUGACAGCCACUGAUGGGACUCACUUUGCCGAUGUCACGCGUGUUCACAUCAACAUUGUGCACAUGCGGAGGAGUUCGACUGGUGCAGAGUGCAGAGAGACUGGUGUGACUCGUCGACAGGCGGAAAUUCUGGCCGAGAGUGAGAGGAAUAACAUGCCGAGAACGGAUGUGAGUCACUCUGAGGAGUUUGUCGUGAUGCCCAGUCGAUAUGGUGAGAACAUUCACAGUCCGGAGUUUGUGGACUUUCCAUUUGAGGUGAGAGUGAAUGAGACUGCGGCUUUGGGCACGACCGUGGCGGUGAUCAGGGCUAGAGACAGAGAUCUCGGCUACAACGGGAAGCUGGUCUUUGGCAUAUCUGAUGGGGAUAAUGACUCUGUGUUUCGUCUGGAUCCUGACACGGGUGAACUGAAGAUUAUUGGGUAUCUGGACAGGGAGCGAGAGGAUGAAUAUGUGCUGAAUGUGACGGUGUAUGAUCUGGGUAAGCCUCAGAAGUCCGUGUCGAAGGUACUUCCAGUUACUGUCUUGGAUGAGAAUGACAAUGCACCCAAGUUCGAGAAGAGUCUCACAAGUUUCCGGAUUCCUGAGAAUGCGCUCAAUGGCACCAUUGUGAUUGCCCUGAAUGCCACGGAUGCGGACGCUGGCGAGAAUGGCAAGGUGCGAUAUGGUUUGGUGACGGAAACGAAGGACUUCAGGGUGGAUCCGGAGGCGGGAGUGGUGACUGUGAGUGGAACAUUGGACAGGGAGCGUCAGGAGGUGUAUGAAUUGCGUGUCAGGGCCACGGAUGGGGCGGAGCGGGGCGCCAGCCUCCACACGGAUGCCAUCGUGCGGAUCACAGUGGAGGAUAUAAAUGACAAUGCGCCAGUGUUCAGUGUCCCCGAGGGUUACACGGUGAGGGUGCGUGAGGACGUCCCCUGGGGCACUCUCGUGGUGGUGGUGACUGCCACGGACGCGGACGUGGGCGCCAGUGGUGAGGUGGGCUACAAGCUGCUGCUGGAUGAGGAGUCUGACGAGGUGCCGCCCUUCCGGAUCGAUGAAUUCUCGGGCGCGAUGCGCACCACCGGCAGUCUGGACUUCGAGGAGCGCCAAAUUCACACACUCACCGUGAGGGCAUUCGAUCGCGGCCAUCCAUCUCUGGCCGCGGACACUACAGUCACUGUGGAGAUUGUGGAUGUAAAUGAGAAUCGCCAGGCGCCGCAGUUUGAAGACUUCGUUCUCACUGGGCGCGUGAAGGAGAAUCAACCACUCGGCACUCACGUGAUGAUUGUACGGGCACGGGACGCCGAUCCACCUGGUCCCGACUCUAGAAUCACCUACAGUGUGCGCAGCGGAGAUGGUCUUGGCCUGUUCACCGUGGAUGCAGAAGGAAAUAUCCGGACGAUGGCGGUCUUUGAUGUGGAAUCAAAAUCGCACUAUUGGUUGACAAUAUGUGCCCAGGAUCACGGUGUUGUGCCGCUGCACACGUGCACCGAAGCCUUUAUUGAGAUUGAGAAUGAGAACGACAACGUUCCACUAACAGACGAGGUGGUGUACUACGCCUCAGUGGCCGAGGGCAGCUCCAGUGGUCUGAAGAUUGUUCAAUUGCACGCGACCGACCGUGAUGUGGAUCCAAUGAACAGAAUCACAUAUCGAAUUGUCGCUGGCAAUCCUGAGGGAUUUUUCACUAUAAAUAGUACAAAUGGAGUCAUAUCGACAACUGGCCGCAAAUUGGACAGGGAGAAUCAAUCUGAACAUAUCCUCGAGAUUAUGGUGCAGGACAAUGGGAGUCCUGAGUUGUCCUCGACGACAAGAGUUGUGAUCACAGUGGAUGACAUCAAUGACCACAGCCCGGAAUUUGAUCAGAAAUUCUACAAGGUGCAAAUUCCGGCAACGGCAAAAGUGGAGCAGAAACUAUUUCAGGUGCUGGCCAUCGACCGGGAUACCGGCGACAACGGCCGCGUGUCGUAUGCCAUCAAGUCGGGCAAGGGGAAGGCCAAGUUCCGGAUGGAUCAGGAGACGGGCAUCGUGUAUGCGGCAAAAAGUCUUGAUGUGGACACGGAGUUCGAUCUGCUGGUGCGUGCGGAGGACGCUGGGGUGCCGAAGAGGGCGCAAACGACGAGAGUGAGUGUUCUGGUGGUGGAUGUGCCUGUGGAAUCCCAGCACGCGCCCCACGUGAAGCACACUGAGCAGCACGUUGAGAUCACAGAGAGCGAUCAGCCUGGAUUUCUCGUCACUCUCGUGCAGGCAGCGGACGAGGAUGAUGAUAUCCUGUGGUAUGACAUCGUGUCGGGUGAUGAUCGCAAUGAGUUCUUCAUCGGUAGAGACAAUGGGAAUGUGCUGCUGGUGAAGAAGCUGGAUUGGGAACAACAGCGAGAGUAUAAUUUGACAAUCUCCGUCACGGAUGGCGUUCAUGUCACGCAUGCUUUCCUCUAUGUUACCGUGCUGGACAUCAAUGAUCACCGGCCGGAGUUCUCGCAGUCCGUGUACAGAGUGAAUGUGUCUGAGAGCGUGGAGGAUGGCACUGAGAUCCUUCAGCUGCAAGCCACAGAUGCCGAUGCAGACAAGAAACUAUUCUACAGCCUUCACGCCGCCCAGGAUCCGUCGUCACUUAAGAUGUUCAGAGUGGACGCCGUGACGGGUGGAGUUUUCCUGACACAGAAGCUGGACAGGGAGAUGCUGAAGGAGCAUGUGCUUGUAGUGAUUGUGCGCGAUCGCGGCACGCCGGCGAAGAAGAACUACGCUCGUGUGGAGAUCACAGUGAUGGACUACAAUGAUCAUGCCCCUGAGUUCACGACGCGCAUCGUGCAGGGAAAAGUGUUCGAGACGGCGAGCAUUGGAUCGAUGGUUGUUCAACUGUACGCCACGGAUCGCGAUCAAGGCGACAAUGCCAAGAUCACAUACUCGAUCGUGAGUGGGAACAUUGGGAGUGUCUUCACAGUGGAUGGACAAAUGGGAGUGAUUGCAGUGGCGAAGGAACUGGACAUGAACUCAGUGGCUGAAUACAUGCUUCAGGUAAAGGCGAGCGAUGGCGGUCAGCCAUCCUUGUCCACGCAGAUUCCGGUGCACAUAAUGGUGCACAUGGCGGACAAUGCUCCGCCGAAGUUCACGCGACACGACCUGGCGGCGGAGAUUUAUGAGAAUCAGCCGAUGGGGACGUUCGUGGGUCAAGUGGAGGCGCGGAGCACGUCGUCUGUGGUGUAUGAGAUUGUGGAGGGCAAUGCGAAUGACACAUUCUUUGUCAACCCGUCCACGGGUGUUGUCACGACGAAUUCCGGUGUGGACUAUGAGCAACAGAGGUUCUACAAUCUGACCAUUGAGGCCACAAAUAUGGCCUCCGUGGCAACGAGAUGUUCAUUAAUAGUGCAUGUGCUCGAUCGCAAUGACAAUGCCCCGCACUUCGAGCGGCACUUGUACAUGGGCAGCAUCUCCGAGGCGGCUUCAAUUGGCUCUCUGGUGCUCGUGAGUCUCGCCAAUGGCACAGCCAAUACCACAAUGGUGGAGAACAGUGAGCCACUUGUUAUCCGGGCAGUGGACGCCGACUCUGGUGUCAAUGCCUUCCUCCACUAUGACAUUGUGGAAGCCCUCCCGAGGCGCUUCUUCCACAUCGACUCCACCACAGGCGCCAUCAAGACUGUCAUGGUGCUGGACCACGAGAAGAUUCCCGCCUUCACGUUCCAUGUCAAGGUCAGUGAUUUGGGUGUGCCUCGUCUGUCGUCCGAGACGACGGCACGGGUGGAAAUCGCCGUGACGGAUGUGAAUGACUGCACGCCCGUCUUCGUCCAGAAGGAGUACAAUGUGACGCUGCUGCUGCCGACCUACACCAACAUCGCCGUGGUGCAAGUUCAGGCCACGGAUCGCGACACAGUGGCGGAUGCGCCGCAACUCACGUACGAGAUUAUUGAGGGCAACAAGGGUGACGUCUUCAGCAUCAAUGCCACGUCCGGUGUCAUCACGACACGCGAUGUUGAGCAGAUUGUGUCGCAGUAUCGCCUGAAGGUGCGCGUGUCCGACGGGAAGUUCAGCAAGACUGCCCUGGUGCAUGUGCAAGUGGAGACGUCGGAGAACUCUGGGCUCAUCUUCCAGCGCGCCUUCUACGAAGGCUCCAUCGUGGAGAACAGCACCAAGAUCGCCACUGUGACGGUGGUGAAUGUCUUGGGCACGAUUCUCAAUGAGCACAUCGAGUUCCGAAUCCUCAAUCCCACGGACAUGUUCAGGAUUGGCAUGACGUCGGGCGUGGUGGAGACGACGGGGGUGCGCUUUGAUCGCGAGGUGAGGGACAAGUAUGAGCUGAUUGUGGAGGCGCGCUCGCAGACGCUGGAGCGCGAGAGACCGCGCGUGGCUCACGUGGUGGUGAAUGUCACGGUUCUGGACGUGAAUGACAACUGUCCCAUGUUCGUCAAUCUGCCCUACUACGCUGUGGUGUCCGUGGAUGAUCCCAAGGGCUCUGUGAUUACCAAAGUGCAUGCUCUGGAUUUGGAUAGUCAGGAGAAUGGUGAAGUCAGGUACGAGAUGAAACGUGGCCAUGGAGAACUGUUUAAGGUGGACCGAAAGACGGGAGAAGUGACGCUGAAGCAGACACUCGAGGGACACAAUCGAGACUAUGAGCUCCUCAUUGCGGCUUACGAUGGUGGGAUUACGCCCUGCUUCACCGAUGUCACCGUACACGUUAAGGUGAUUGAUAAAUCCAUGCCGGUGUUCAGCAAGCAAUUCUACUCAGAUAGUGUGGCGGAAAAUGUUGAGCUCUACACGCCACUUUCGGUGUCAAUUCAGGCUGAGAGUCCUCUUGGGCGGAAAUUAAUCUACACGAUUGUCAAGGGGAAUGAAUUGGAGGAGUUUGCGCUGGAUUUCAACACAGGUGCCAUUUAUGUGGUGGACGAACUGGAUUUUGAGCAGCGUCAGAGCUAUGAGUUGACCAUUCGGGCGACGGACAGUGUUUCCGGGGCGUCCGCCGAGGUGCCUGCGUCCAUCCUCGUGACGGAUGUCAAUGAUUGUCCACCGGAGAUGGAUCAGGAUGUGUACAAUGUAACCGUGAGCGAGGGGGCGCCCUUCGGCACGGCGAUUUUGCGUGUGAGUGCCACAGACAGGGACACGGGUGUUAAUCAAGCUGUGAUGUUUGCCAUCGAGACAGACUCGAAGAACACCUCGGAGUUCUUCCAUAUGGACGCCACAGAGGGUGUGGUGUACCUGAAGAAAUCUCUAGACUUUGAGGCGCUGCGGGUGCAUCACUUUGUCGUGAUUGCCAUGGACAAGGGCGUGCCAAGCUUGAGCAGCACAUCUCAUGUGUGGAUCAAUGUGGCUGAUAUGAAUGAUAAUCCGCCGAGAUUCGAGCAGUCGUCGUACAGCUGCAGUCUUUCGGAGCACGCGAGUCGCGGGCAGUUUGUGACGAGUGUGACGGCGAGUGAUCCUGACCAUGUGGAUCACACGAGCCUGAUCUACACCAUAGCGCAGGGCAAUGAUCAGCAAACGUACACCAUCGAUCCGGACUGCGGGACAAUAAGUCUUGUGAAUAUGCAGAACUUUGCUGAGAAGCAACUCACGGUGCUGAACGUGUCCGUGACUGAUGGCGUGUACACGAGUUUCACGCGGGUGAAAGUGAACAUCCUGCCGGGGAAUCUGCACAGUCCCAGUUUUCAUCACCUCGUUCACGACGUGAAGGUGAAUGAGAAUCAGCUGGCGGGACGCUUGGUGGCUCGUGUGGUUGCGCAGGAUGAGGAUUUCGGGGAGUAUGGUCAGCUGACGUACAGCCUGCUCUCGGACGAGCUGGCGGAGUCGUUCGCGCUGGACCACGCCAAGGGGGAGAUUGUGACAAAGGUGCGGUUGGAUCGGGAGGCCAGGGAGAUUUACGAGAUGGUUGUGAUGGCGUCAGAUGGCGGCGGACGUGUGGGCUUCACCACAGUGCGUGUCCAUGUGGCGGAUGAGAAUGAUAAUGCGCCACUGUUUCACUUUCACGAGUACACAGCUUCCAUCCACGGCAAUCACACCAUCGGCAGUCCCUUCCUUCGCGUGCGCGCCACGGACUUGGAUGAGAACCAAAAUGCCGCCAUUCACUACAGCUUGUACGAUGCACAGAACACAGGUGUGAAGGACCUCUUCGGCGUGAAUGAGAACAGCGGAGAGCUCUUCCUCAAGCGUACUGCUCAUGAGUUUGAAAAUCAACUUUUUCAGUUCUUCAUACGCGCCUUCGAUGGCGGAGUGCCAUCCAUGCAUAAUGAUGUGCCCGUCAAUGUGUAUGUGAUGGCUCCCAGUGAUGUUGCGCCGAUGUUCGAGAAGAAGGAGAAGUCACUGUUCUUGUCCGAGACAGCGACGCCGGGAACUUUGAUAUCUCGUUUCCGACUGGUGGACAACUUGACGCACAGCUUCAGGAUUGUGUCGGGAGACAAGGAUGAUCCUCACUUCGCCAUCAACGAGGCAGGAGAGCUGAGAUUGGCGCGAUCUCUCGAUAGGGAGGAGAAGGAGGUUCACGCCAUUGGGAUUUUGGCGGAGACUGAUUCCAGUCCACCACUGACAGCACUCACGGAGAUUCAGUUGCACGUGCAGGAUGACAAUGACCAUGCGCCGGUGUUUGAGAGCAAUCCCUACGUGGUUACAGUGGCGGAGAACAGCGAGAAGGGAUCGACGAUCCUCAAGGUUACUGCCACAGAUCGAGAUUCGGGAUCCAAUGGAGAUGUGCGAUACUAUCUCGCAUCGGAUAACACAGAAGCGGCAAAUACCUUUGGCAUUGAUCCAUACACAGGCUGGAUAGCGACACUGGCUGAGCUGGACAAAGAAGUCCGCGGAGAAUUCAAGUUCCGUGUGAUUGCGACGGACAAUGGCAAUGUGAAACUGAAUGACUCAACAUUGGUGGUGAUCAAACUCAAAGACUACAACGACAACCCGCCGAUUUUCACGCAAGAUCACUACAAUUCCAGCGUGAGUGAGGACGCUCUGCCGGGCACUGUUGUGCUGCAAUUGUCAGUGACGGAUCUUGAUGUGGAUUUAGUCACUCCAAUUGAGUAUUACAUUUUCUCAGGGGACAAAAUGUCACAGUUCCAGAUCAGACGCACGGGAGAAUUGUACGUGGCGAAGGCUUUGGACAGAGAAACCAUAGAUUUCUACAAUCUUACAGUCCUCGUGACUGAUGGGAAGUUUACAGCCACUGCUAAUGUGUCCAUCACGAUUCUCGAUGUCAAUGAUAAUCCUCCGUAUUGCUUGAAAUUCCGAUACAAGAAGACCGUGGCUGAAGAUGUGGCGCCAAGCACGCAAUUGCUGAUUAUAGAAGCGUCCGAUGCGGAUCUGGAGAGCAACUCAAAGCUGAGGUACUUCCUCACGGGCCGCGGAGCUGAUGACCUCAGUCUGGACAAGGAUUCGGGUGUGCUUAAGAUUGCGCGACAGCUUGAUAGGGAGACAAUUUCGCGAUACAUUUUGGUGGCUCAUGUACAAGAUCGUGAUCACUUCGGCUGGGAGUGUUCGUCUCAAGUGGAGAUCACAGUUUCUGAUGUCAAUGACAAUGCACCCAGCUUCUCAUUGGCGAUCUACACUGUGUCCCUGCCUGAGGAUGCAGAGAUUGAGACACUGGUGACGAAGGUGCAUGCGACUGAUGUUGACGUGGGUGUAAAUCGCAAGAUUCGCUACUCGAUCCUUGACGAGGGAAAGGAGAAAUUCUUCAGAAUAGCGAGUGACAGUGGAAUUAUAACGCUAGCCAGUGGAUUGGACAGAGAAAUGCAGGAAGUGCACAAUGUCACGGUUAAGGCCACUGAUCAGGGUGUUCCUGAGCUCUUCUCGACAGCUCUGGUAAUCAUCAAUAUUCAGGACAUCAAUGAUAAUCCACCAGAGUUCACCACGAAGUACUUUACAGCCGCAAUUCCCGAGGACACUGUGCUGGGGGCGGAAGUGAUUGAGAUCGUGGCCACGAGCAGAGAUGUUGGGAUCAAUGCUGAGAUCAGUUACAGCUUCAUUGGUGGGAAUGAGCAGAAGCGCUUCCGCGUGGACAAUCGCACGGGGAUUGUGAGUGUGGUUGGUGAGUUGGACUACGAGAGGGCCAGAGAUUACUUCCUCACCAUCCAGGCGAUGGACGGUGGAGAGCCGCCAUUGAGCAGCUUGGCCACACUCAAUAUUACCAUCACGGACAGCAAUGACAACCCACCGCAAUUCACCCAAACGUCCUACACAGCGAGGAUCCGGGAAGAUGCUCUGGUUGGGGACAAGAUAAUUCAGGUGAAGGCAGUGGAUUUGGACUCUGAUGACAAUGGAAAGGUGGUGUAUGCCAUCGAGAAGGGCGACAGAUUGAAGCAAUUUGCCAUUGAACCGGAAACUGGAUACAUUUCUGUGGCUUCUGCACUUGAUAGAGAGUCAAUUUCAAAUUAUGUCCUGGAGAUUAGAGCUGCAGACUUAGGAAUUCCCUCUCUGACAAGCUAUGUGCUAGUGAAUGUGGAGAUUUCCGAUGCCAAUGACAAUCCACCGUUGUUCAGCGAGCUGAACUACACAGCGUAUAUUCAUGAAGAUAAGACUUUAGGGCAUGUUCUGUUGAGGUUCAACAUCACAGACGCGGACGCUGAGCCAAACACCGUGCCAUAUACAUUCGAUUUCAGAUCUGGGAAUGAGGGCGGUGUCUUCCGGCUGGAGCAGGACGGAAUCCUGCGCACUGCGGCGCGAUUCAAUCACAAAGUGAGGAAUAAGUACGAUCUGGAGAUCAGGGUGUUUGACAAUGGAACACCGCCUCUGUUCUCUGACACUCAUGUGACUGUUAAUGUGAUUGAGGAGUCUCAGUAUCCGCCCAUUAUCACACCACUAGAGGUGGCCAUCAAUUCGUUCAAGGAAUCCUAUCCAGGCGGAGAAAUCGGGAGAGUUCAUGCCACAGAUCAGGAUCAGUAUGACAGUCUUGUGUAUGGCUUGGCUCCAACUCUGGGCGUGUCUUACACUCCCACGAGUCUGUUCAACAUCUCAGCCGAGGGUGUCUUGUAUGCCCUGCCGGAUCUGGACUUGGGAGACUACAGGAUCAACGUGACAGUAUCUGAUGGGAAGUUCAUCGCGGCGACGAUUGUGAAAGUGUCGGUGGAUUUGGUGACAGAAGAGAUGCUGAGCAAUGCAGUUGUGUUGAGAUUCCGUAAGGUAAAACCGUCAGAUUUCCUUCUGAGUCACCGCAAAGGCUUCAUUAGAUCCAUUAGGAAUGCGAUAGGAUGUCGCAUUAAGGAUGUUAUGAUCAUCUCUGUUCAGUCAGCGUCAAUUGAAGCUGAUGAUGUAAACGUGAUCUCGCGGGAGAAGAACUUGAGGACUCGUCGGGAGGUGAAUGAGGAUCUUGAUGUUCUCUUCACUGUCCGGAGAUUCCCUCUUAUCGUCGGUGCUUCAACAUUCUACUCGGUGGAUGAGAUAACGAAGGUUAUGGAGGACAAUCUGGAGGAGAUUGAGGACAUCACGAGGCUGACCAUUGAGGAGAUUGUGAAAUCCACCUGCUCACCCGGAUUCUGUCACAAUGGCAAGUGCGAGGUCUCCAUCAGAGCCACAGAAGAUGCCACAUCCUCAGCCAUUUCCAUUGACAUCUCCAGCUUCGUGGCGCCGCACUAUCGACAAGUGAUUGAGUGCAGAUGCCGAGUGGGAUUCGGUGGAGAUCGCUGUGAGAACAGGGUGAAUGAGUGCGCUUCCAAUCUCUGUCCGAGUCACAAAGUGUGCAUUCCGGACGCCUCUUCGCAAGGCUACCAUUGCGCCUGUCCGGAAGGUUUUGCGGGCCCCAAUUGCGCCCGCGACGUGUCCAAGUGUGAGGAGGAAUCGUGCUACAGCACAGUGAAUCCAGUGUCGUUUUCAGGCAAGAGUUAUGCACAGUAUAAAGUGGAGAGAUUAACGGCCAAGACGUCGGUGGAGAACCAAUUGAUGCUCUCGCUGCAAGUGCGCACUGUCCAGCUCACAGGAUGCCUGAUGUUCGCCGCUGGACGAGUGGAUUACAACAUUCUGGAAGUGAGUGGAGGAUUUGUGCAGUAUCGGUUCGAUCUGGGCAGCGGUGAGGGAUUGGUGAGUGUGGCGAGUGUUUUCAUUGCCGAUGGUCAGUGGCAUGAGAUUCGCGUGGAGCGCGAGGGAAACAGCGUUCGGGUGUUGGUAGAUAAAUCGCACGUGGCGUCAGGAAGUGCUCCGGGUGUCAAUGGAGUGCUGAAUCUGCAGACAAAUGACGUAUACUUCGGGGCGGAAGUGCGCCAGCACGCCACGGUGCUUGGAUUUGAGGACAUCGAGAAGGGAUUCAUUGGCUGUCUGGAUGAUAUUCGACUGUCCAGGCAAUCAUUGCCGCUGCACCUCAACACGAACGACGAGGGAUCCAUUCUCACGCUCAGGAGAUUCGCCAAUGUUGAGUACUCCUGCGAUGCCACCACAGUCCUCAAGCCGCUGGGUAUUUGUGGCAGUCAGCCUUGUCUGAAUGGCGGCACGUGUCGCGAGUUCGAUGGGACUUUCGAGUGCCUGUGUCACGCUAGGUUCUCAGGGCCUUUGUGCGGCAGUGACCGCGAUCCCUGCGCCUCGUCGCCGUGUCUGUACGGCGGUCAGUGUCGUGAUCACGGCAGUGGGAACUACACUUGCAACUGCCCACCAAAGAUGACCGGCAAACGGUGUGACUUUGGCAGAUUCUGCGCCCCAAAUCCGUGCCGCAAUGGCGGUGUGUGCGAAGAGGGCGACUUCGGGCCGCUGUGCAUGUGCCGCGGCUACAUGGGACCAACGUGCGAAGUGGACGUGAACGAAUGCGAGAACCAACCUUGCGGAAGCGGAGCGACUUGCAUCAAUGAAGCAGGAAGCUUCAGAUGCAUCUGCCCUCCUUAUCUCACAGGUGCCAGUUGUGGAGAUCCUCUGUACUCAAAUCUACUAAAGUCCAUGAAACUGGACAAUAUUCCUUUUGAGGUGAUCCUCAUUGGUGGCGGAGUGUUUGGCGUGAUUGUUCUCUUUGCCAUUGUCGGGCUGAUUUGGUGCAUGGCCGCGAGGAAGAGGAAGAACCACCAAGCGCACAACAAUACUAACAACGUGCUGAAGAAUGAUCCUCUGGCGGUGGGCUACAAGAGAGGCUCGAAGAUGAGCAAUUUGGAACAGCAACAAGCGCCACGGCCCGUCUCCUACACGCCCACAUCCAAUCCGGACGCACCGUACGUGUGCAGCUUCAUGAACAACCUGGAGACGCUGCGGAACUACGGCUCUGCGGGAGAUGAGCUGGAGAACGUCGUGGAGGAGUACAGGAAACAGAGACCCACACAGCCAUUGCUGGUGAAUAUCAAUGCGGCUGGAGGCGAUGCUGAUGCUGGCAAGCAGUGGGAUCAGAUCCAUCUGCAAACCUUCUCGGAUGGCACAAGUCCCACCGGGAAGAUCAACAAUGACGUGAAGAUGCUGGAUCCGCACAUGAGGCUGGGAACGCUCAAGACUACGGGAAUCUUGCCGGGCAGGCUGGUGACGUCGCCACCGGAGGAGCAGCAAGGUCACGGCGCGUAUCACUGGGACUGCUCAGACUGGGUGCCACGGAGCCACAAUCCGCUGCCUAACAUCACAGAAGUGCCGGGCAGUGAGAUUCCCGACUCGUCGAGCUUCCACAGCAACGAGAGUAACGAGUCACAGCCAAAGAUGGUGCCGCAAAUGACUUGCGUCGUGGAUCCGGCGCGGGAUAUUGAGACGCUGAAUGAAGAUCUGGAGUCGGAUGUGGUGACGGAUUAUGGGAAUGGUGAGGAAGAUCCAAUGGCGAGUCUCACUGCGCUCAAUCCACUUGACAGUGGCAGUGAGGAUUAUCGAUUCAGUACAGUGCCUUUAACAAUAAAUCCGAAAGCUGAGAGCUACUUGCGGCACCCCAACAGCUACUUGCCCAGGUACAACAUUCAGAGCGACACGGACGGCGAACGGGCGUCGCUGAUGGCCAACGGCGGCGCGCCCAGUGUUAGCAUUGUGGAGUCCGACGAGGAGGCGGCCGAAGAGGAUUCCAUUCCGUCGUACGGCUUCCCGGUGUCGGUGAAGGCGCGCCGGCGGAAUCGACUGGAGGCGCGCGACAUGGAGAUGGCAAUGCGCGGCCAGGAGGACACGCUGUUGCACCGCGGCUCCAACAGCGACUUGUCCGUGCACCUCUGCGAAAUAGAGGACAGUGAGUACGAGGGCGAGUCCAGCGCACUGGCCAAGAUAAUGCAACAGACAUCGGUUUAGGGAAAAAAAACAAACAAACAAACACACCAAGUAGAGACAAAACAGUGAGAGUGUGUCUUUUUCUGUGAAAGAGAUUCCUUUUUUUGUUUAGAGGGAGAGUCUAAGCUCCUCGGAAAAAGCUACUGUGUGACAAACUAAUAUCACCCGUCCUCUGUGAAAUCCAUCUAUUGUUGCUUCUUUCAAGAGAGACGCGCUUCUCUGUCUCUCUCUUCCCUGAGCUUUUUAAACUUAUAUACAUGUGUGCGUUUCUUUUUGCCCGCCAUUCAAUUCUGGAGGAAAGAUUUUGCGAGAGUGAUAAGAGAGAAUAAUGGAGAAGGCAAGAGAUUUCCUCCGCUUUGCAUUUAAAUUGGCAAGAGAAAAAGUCAGAGCGAGCAGAGGAAGUGAGAUUAAAAGUGCAGCAUCACACAAAAAGUAAUUCUUCUGCACAAUUUUAUCAUGACAUUUUCCUCUUUUUAUAUAGUGACAGAAGAAAAUCCAUUACAGAAUAUUGUGGCGCAAAGAGGUGUGAAACAGGGAAAUUUCUAUCACACAUCAUAAUGCAUAUUAAAAUUGAAAGUGAAAAAAAAAAUGAUGAACGAAAAAACCUCUGAAUUGUCAGAUGAAAGGAAAAGUAUGAACUGAAAAAAAUUGUGGCAUUUAAGCUUAUAAUGUGAUAAAAAAGACAUUGAGAAAAUAAUGUUCGCUUCGUAAUGAAGAGAGCAAUUGCGGCGCAUUGAACAAAAAUGGCAUUUUCCACUUUGACAUGCAGAAAAUAUCUUUUCACGCAAGUAAAUUUAUUUUUUGCACCCAGAGAAAAAAAAGUCGCAGGCCAUUUUCCCUGGUAUUUAUAAUUAAAACUGCAGUUUGACAGUUAGUGAUGCAAUUUUUAUGCGCACUUUUAAUGAUAAGAGAUCAUCUCUUAUUUCAUAGGCAUCUCGAAAGGCAACUAAUCAUUUAUUAUUUUAACUUAUAUAAAUUUACUCUGUUUGUAUUAAAUUAUUUUUUAAUUGCAACACAUUUUUAUACUUUGCGCAAUAUUUAUUUAGAGAAGAAGAAGAAGAAGAAAAACUAAUCGAAAUAUUCACACAUUUUUUUUUAGCUUAUUAAUAUAGGGGAAAAAAAAUUAUGAUUUUUCCCAGUGACUCAAACAUCAUGAAAACAUUCGAGUUAUAAAAUAAUGUAAAACGCCACAUUAAUUAUACGACUUUCACCCACUUUUUUAUAUUAAGAAAUUCUAUCGCGAUUGUAUUGUUGUGUUAAGAUGAAAGGAAAAGUUGGAUGAAAAAAUCUAUGAAAUGUAAAUAGAUUGAGAGAUAAAAAAACCUUUGAAAGAAAUGCAAACACACUUCGGUAAGGGCAAAAUAUACACCUAUUUUUAUAUAAUCAAAGUACUUUUUUAAGAAAAACAAAUUCACUCAUCUUCAUAACAAAAGAAGAAGAAAAAAAUCGUUCACAAACUCAUAUAAAACUUCCCAUUUUAUUUGUCAUUAUUAGUGUAUUAAGUGAAGGAGGAGAAAAAAAAUACAAGGUAAUUUUUUGUGAAUAAAAUCUGAUUCAUUUUUCCUUUUUAUAUAUAUACAGAAACUGUCUCUUGAGUUAAGAAUAAUGAAAACGAGAUGAAAAAAUAAAAAAAACCAGAAGCAAAUGUAGCGUUGAACAAAUCACUUAGAGAGGUAUAAAAGGAUUUAUUAGAUAAAUGCAGAUGAAUUAAUAAAUUGUAUUAUAAAAGAAAGAAAAAAAAAACGGUGGACACGAUGAAGUGGAAGCGAGAAUAUGUGAGAAGAUUCACAAAUAUGUAUACAUUUUAGUAUAAGAGAAAAUAAAUGAUGAAAUGUGAGGCCAUAAGAGAGA